Messenger RNA from Conger conger (European conger), 2607 nucleotides. Its product is annotated as tumor necrosis factor receptor superfamily member 6-like. Gene Ontology annotation, biological process: regulation of stress-activated MAPK cascade; activation-induced cell death of T cells; necroptotic signaling pathway. The transcript has 9 exons. Gene Ontology annotation, cellular component: external side of plasma membrane; CD95 death-inducing signaling complex; membrane raft. The coding region runs from base 748 to 1650 and encodes 300 amino acids. NCBI's taxonomy places the organism in Eukaryota, Metazoa, Chordata, Actinopteri, Anguilliformes, Congridae. Gene Ontology annotation, molecular function: protein binding; tumor necrosis factor receptor activity. The record is from RefSeq and is a predicted model, not a curated record.
AGCUCAAUUCACAACAAUAACAGAGGGUGGUCAUCCCGUGAAAAGGCGGCAAUCAUUUAGCCAAUUGUUUCCUUUAAGAAUCGCUAGGUCAUGCGAUUCUAACUUAAUGGGUAAAUUUAUUUUUGAGCUAAUGCAUGUAUUUUGGUUAGGAGAUUUGGACAAAAGGGCAAUGGAGAGGUUCUGAAUGGCAUUAGCAAAACAGGCUUUAUAUAGUGAGAAACAUAGCCCCUCCCUUCAAUGAAAAAAAAAGCAAACACUUUGCAUUCUAGGAAAUGUAUGGCCUCUCCACACUACAAACACAGCAACAAUUGCUGGGAACAUGAUUUCACCGAAAGGACUGUAGAAUAUUGAAGAUAUGGGUCCAGCUAACAAAUGUAUACCCCCUUUCAUUUGGUAACAAUUUAUAGUUUUUGAGUUAUGAGCUAUGCGAAUGAGCUGGUUGGCAAUUGACAGUCUAUGGCAAAGCAUGCCCGUACCACAACUGACAGACCAUACCAACUGUAUUAAUUUAACAAUGAAAAUUUACAAAAUUACAGUUCAUAAAUAAUUGUAUUCACCGAACGUUUAUUUUGAUAAAUGCGAACCGGCAGUCUCCAAUUGUGGCCAGCAACAUCUGCCACCUUCAUGGAGCUGAAGUGACGUGAAAUGCAGGAAGUAAGGCGGUUACAUCAGGGAUUGACAGAGCACAUAUAGGCACGCGCUCGGUUUGCGUUGGAAGCUAUACUAACUUCAGCUAACUGCUGCAAAAUGAUUUUUUCCCCCCGUGAGCUUAUAUUGAUUCUGAUAAGUUUGGAAGCUCAAUUCACAACAAUAACAGAGGGUGGUCAUCCCGUGAAAAGGCAGCAGUGCGAAUAUGGAGAUGGGAACUAUCUAGGGAGUCAGUGUUGCAAAUGUCCAGCUGGUUUUCAUGUACUCGCAUGCAAUCAGAGCGUUGAACCAAAAUGUGACGAAUGUGAACGUGGAUCAUCAUACCUUGAUCAUCACAAUUUAUUGGAUUCCUGUGAGCCUUGCAAAAUCUGUGACCCUAAAGUUAAUCAGGAAACGGAAACACAUUGCACUGUGAUAAAGAACACGGUCUGCAGAUGCACGAAAGGAUUCUAUUGUGACAAAGAAGAAUGUAGAGCAUGCCAUUCCUGUAAAACAUGUGAAGAUGGAUUUGUUAUUGAAAAGGAAUGCACGCGCACCAACAAUACUGUCUGCAAAGUUGUGGACAAUGGUUGGCUAUGGUGGAUAAUAGUAAUCCCAAUACUGCUGUUGAUUGGGGUGCCUUUGUUCCUAAAAAAGCAGAAGUAUUUGUGUUUCGCAGGUCCGCCAAAUGCCAGGCCAGUUUCGGAUGAGGAAAGAGCAGUUGAACUCAUUCCACUUAAAGGCAUAGACCUUGGCCCCCACCGGUCUUCUAUAAUUGACAUCUUGGGGCCAAAACGUAUGAGAGAGCUGGUCAGAAGUGAAUUAACUGAUGCACAAAUACAAUUUUGUCAAGAGGAGGCUCCCAAUGAUGUUCGUGAACAAUCCUACAAAAUGCUGCACAAAUGGUGUGAACUGCAAGGUCUUGAAAAUGCUGCUCCAAAUUUAAUUAAAAAAUUGAAUGAAAUCGGCCAGAAGACAACUGCUGACAAAAUAAAGAAGAAAAUUCUAGAUGAAAAGAAGUAGGGCUGCCAGACGGCUCAUCUGGCAGUACGCUGGGUGUGACGUGGCUCUUGGUUUGGUUAUGGAAUCCGUAUUGUGUCAUAACCUAUUUUCUUUGAUCAUAACAUUUAUGUGCAGCUAGGUGGCGCAUUUGGUUAAUGCACCUUGUUGUAGUGCACGGAUAAGUCGCGGAUAGAAUCUGACUAUGGCUGGUAGUUCCAUAAGGCAACGCACAGAGGUCCAUCUACCUAUGUUUUACCCAUUUUAAAUUAAAUGGGCUUGCGACAGCUAGCAACCUCUGCUGGUUGAUGGCUCGCUGUGGAUGGCUGCAGUCUGAAGAGAAGCUGCAGUGGAGAACCACUGAUGUCUCUACUCUCCAGAAUUGGCAGUGGGGCUCACGCCCUAAUGCAGCUGCAGUGAUAAAUAGCACUUUGGGGUUGGGCAAUUAUGAGCAUUUUAUUCAUAUCAAUAUAAUAUGAAUGAUAAGGCCAUUCUUUCUCCCCACAGAUAAAUUAUGCUUUGAGCCGGAAAUCCAUAUAUAGUCAACGUUUUAUCUUAGGGUUAUGUCAGACUUCCAAGGCCUAUUUUCUGACACUGAAACUAGUGGCUGAAGCACCAAGUGGAGCCAACCGCACUGGUGCUCGUGAGCAACAAGAUCUGGAAAUUAGCUUCCAAAACAGACCCUGGGUAAAUUCGCUAACAUGUUAGGUUUCAGAUUGUAUUGUAACUAGAUGUUAUGUGGCUAUACUGUAUAACGUACAUACAGUAUAUGUUGUACAUUUGUGAUGUGUUAGCGAUUUAGCCUAGGCUGCUUAAUGCUGUUGUAUGCGUAUCAUGAGAAGUGCUUCUGUUGCUACCACAUUGUUACCUUGUCUGUUUUUCACUAAGUAAGAUGAAUUACAACUUACAAUUACAACAAAGCACAAGAUUUUCCACAAUGUUUGAAAAAAAUGUAAGUAAAAUGCUUUUGGAAAUGAAAAA